UUCCUCUGUACAAAAGAAAAUAAAUGUUUGACUAAACAAGCAAAAUUAACUUCCCAAAGUAUAGAUAUUGAAAAAAGUUCUCCAGAUUAUCAUAUAUGGCAAGUAUGUCAAACUCAAGGCCCGAGGGCCAAAUCUGGCCCGCCAUAGCUUUCUAUGUGGCCCUCUAGUCUCCAAAUUACAGCAAUAGGCCCCUCCAGGUUUUCACAAAUAACCACAAAAUUCACACAAAAACCAACAAAUCCCCACAUUUUUCUGAGUUUAUCAACAUUUUUUCUCAAAAUUGUCCAAAAACAUUUUGGUUCAAGUGAGCGCCGUCUCAGCCUGACUUGAUGUCAAGUUAUAGUCCAUGACCGAUAGAGCGAUUAAUAAAAGGUCACAUUUAACAUCAUAUAUUAGCGCAAUUAUUGUAAAAAUUCCUUAGGAAUAUUUCUAAAUUAGCGCCACGAAAUCUGUGAUGUUGAUGGCAGAAAACCACAAAAACAAUCCUGGAUGGACUGAUUAGUGUGAAAAGAUGUUCAAUAUGAUGUUAUUUUAAGGAACACUUUUAACAAUUGAAUUGGUUUUUAUCAAUACGAUCCGGCGCAACAGGAACUUUAUGAACAUUCAGAUUUUGGCCCAAAUGGAAAUGAGUUUGAUGCCCUGAUAUUUGAUUAAAAACGACUGAAUCCUGGACUAUUUUGAAUGUAAACAAGAAUAAAGAGGAAGAUAUUUGGUGGUGGAAUGAUGUCACUCCACCAGCAAAGGAAGAUUCUGUGAUGUCACUGGCGAUUCAGUCUGUGAUGUCAUCAACUGUAGGAUUGUAUGUAACACAAUUCUGCAUAUUUUUCAUUGCUUGCAAUAUCACUGACCAGUUCAGACGCAAAGCUCUUUCAGGUAGUUUACCAAUCGAGGAUUUUAGCGAUUGUAUUUAGGAGAAAAUGUCUCAUUAUACGCCGAGAUACCACAGUGGGAUGAUGGGACCCCACGCGAGAAGGGGAGGCCAGCAAAACCCCCAAGGCAGGUUCCCUCCUGCACACCCGAAUGCCUUACACGGGGAAAUCCACAGGCUGAGUUACCUUCUGGAAAUGGAGAGAGCCGGGAGGUUUGAAGACAACCAGAAACUGUCCCACCUGGAGGCCGAGCUGGAAGAGACCAAACUCCAGUUAAAAAAGCAAAAAGCUCUCAAAGAAACUUUUAUCAACCAGGCCAAAGACGCAAAGAGGGAACUUGAGAGGCUAGAGAAGUUCAGUGAUCCAGCAGUCUGUAACGCUGCGGUCAUUGCUUCCAAGGUUCACAACAACAUGAAAUACAUGAAGAAGAAGAACUUGCAACAAGACUUGGAGGAGUUAAAGGUGGCCCACCUCCUCAGCCAGGAAGCAUUUGUGGCUGAAAUACAGGCUGAGAGGAAGAAAAGUCAGGCCCUCCAAGAAGAUCUGGACCAACUCCAGACUUCCUACGAGGAACUGCGCUCUGAGUAUGAAGCAGCUGAUGCUCUGCUGAGGCAGGAGGCCGAGACACAGAAGCUUUAUGAAGCGAGGCUGAGUGAGGAACAACGACUGCUGGAGAACUUGAGAGCUGAGAAGGACGACAUGUUUAAAGAAAUGUCCCAAAAGAUUUCAUUCCUGCAAGACGGUGAGAAACUUUUGCAGGACGAAUUAAAUCUGAUCAAACGUUCAUACAAUGAACUGACCUGCAAAUAUGAAAGCGAAGUUUCUUCACUAAAGCAAGACGUGGAAAGAUAUCGGCAGGAGGCGACAGAUGAGAAAGACGCCAACAUAGAAAGAACGAAGGAAAAUAUGCAGCUUAUCAACAAUCUGAGAGCUGAGAAGAUGGAGCUCUUUCAUAAAAUGUCCAGAGAAAUCACAGUUCUGCAAAAGAGAGAGAAGCAGAUGAUAAAACUGGACCAGUUUAACUUCUUCUACGAGGAGCUAAAAUGUAAAUAUGAAAGAGGCAUUAUGGAUAUACAGCAGCACCGUGAAAAAUACCAGAAGAAGAUAAACCAGGAGGAAACUGCUCUUUCAAACAGAGAAAAGAAAGAGAAGGUUAUGCAUGAAAGAAACCAUUCUGAGCUGCAACAACAAGUUGAAAACCUUCAGCUGCAGAUAAAUCAGGAGCGAAAAGAUCAUCUGGAGAAAUCAGAGGAGGACAAGGAGCAUCUAGAGAACCUGAGAGCUGAGAAGGAGGAGCUCUAUCAAAACAUGUCCAGAGAAAUCACAGUUCUGCAAAAGAGAGAGAAGCAGCUGAUAAAUGAACUGGAUCAGGUUCAUGUUUCAUACGAGGAGCAAAAAUGUAAAUAUGAAAGAGACAUUAUGGAUUUACAGCAGCAGGCUGAAACGUACCAGCAGGAGAUAAACCAGGAGAGGAAAAUUAAUCUGGAGAAAUCAGAGGAGGACAUGGCGCUUCUAGACAAUAUGAGAGCUGAGUUUGCCGUCCUCCAAGAUAAAACAACAACUGAGAUUAAAUUCCUUCAAGACAAGGAAAGGAGUGUCCAGGCUGAGUUAGAGAAGGUUAACAGUUUGUACCUGGAGUUAAACCGUCUGUAUGAAACUGAUGUCACUGCAAUAAAACAGGAAGCAGCAAAAUACCAGCAGGAGAAAAGUUGUGUGAUAAAUGAUUUGGACGGAGCAAGAGAGGAUGUACUGCUGCCCGACACUCUAACAGCUGAGGAAGAAGAUCUCCAUCAAAAACACGUCCCAGUUUCCCAAGAGGAGAAAGACUCACAGAACCAAGUCGACCUGGUUAAAGUCUUCAGUCCAGAGGUUUCUUCGGAGGAGGAACUCUCAGAAAAAACCUUAUCAAGUUGUUCCACGGAUCCAGAAUCCACAGGAGAGACUGAGAUCGCUGGAGAAACCAUCCUGGAGGAUUUAAACAAUCCAGAUACUAAAACCCUGCAGGAUGGUAAAAGGAAAAAAUCAAAAUUUUCAAUUUGGAAAAAAGUCCAAAACAUUCUGCGAUUGAAAAAGCCAAAAAAACCCCAAAAGAUUGAAGACGAUCAAGAACAUGUUUAAUGUUCUUGAUUUGGAUAUUUAGAGGAGAAAGACGUGAGAGGUCUGUGAACGGGGCGCCAUGCCACGCUCCGUCAAGAGGAAAUUUAAAAACCAUGAAGUUUUUCCCCAUCGACUAACUAGAAAAUAGAUCCCUUCCCGACCCGAUUGGAAAAAACGUGGGCAGCACGGUGGUGCAGCGGUUAGCGCUGCAUCUUCACAGAGACCAUCUGUGUGGAGUUUGCAUGGUCUCCCCGUGUUUGCGUGGGUUUUCUCCGGGUGCUCCGGUUUCCCCCCACAUCUCCUAAAACAUGUAGGUCAGGUCAGUUGGUCACUGUAAAUUGCCCCCAAAACACUUUAAGGAACUCCAACCAUGUCCAGUAUUAUUGUUAAACUUGUAAAAUGAAUUGAAUUAGCCGAACGUUAGCCCUUUUCCCUUCGCUGGUUUAGUGGCAGGCGGCUCAGUGCCGCAACUAGGCUCAGUAUUUAUAGCAACGUAUUGAUUUAAGAAUUAAAAUUUCUUCUUUUAAUAGUAACGAUUUCUGUUUAUUUUCACUGUACUUGUGCUUUUAUGGUUUGUCCCUUAGUUUACCUUUUCUACUCACUUUUUAUAUUAAAUUGCACUGAAUUGUAGCUCGUUAUUCUGUUUAAAUCUGUAUUUUAAAGAAGAUUAGCAAAAGGAUCAUGCAGUGGCUUUUU
Xiphophorus couchianus (Monterrey platyfish) is the source of this 3662-nucleotide messenger RNA. RefSeq names its product titin homolog. The transcript has a single exon. Lineage: Eukaryota; Metazoa; Chordata; Actinopteri; Cyprinodontiformes; Poeciliidae. The record is from RefSeq and is a predicted model, not a curated record. Bases 918 to 2987 code for a protein of 689 amino acids.